AGAAAUUUGAGUAAAUAAAAUCAUGUGAUUACGACAGAAAAUCUCAUUGGCUGACUGUGUCUUUGAUCAGUUGUCAAUUGACCCCCCCUGGGGGUCUAUUCUCGAGUUUCGUGUGAAUUUAGUUUGUACAGUGCGCGUAUCCUCGUCAUAAUAUAGAAGUAAAAACUGGACUCAAGGUGACAAUAAAAAUGACAUUUAUUUUGAGACGUUGGAUGUGGAAGCACAUGAUAAAAAGGACACUUUUACCUGUGAAUAAGUUAACGAUAACACCAAAUUACAAAAUUCAUACAUCGAAAUAUUGCUUUCACGGUGAAUAUGAAAUGCAAGAUCCAAAGUCAGAAGCUGAGGUUGUAAAUGUAACAUUUAUUGACAAAACAGGAAAAAGAAUUCCUGUAAGGGGAAAAGUGGGAGAUAAUGCAUUAUAUUUGGCUCAUAGAUAUGGAAUUGAAAUGGAAGGUGCUUGCGAAGCUUCUCUUGCAUGUACCACUUGUCAUGUAUAUGUGCAUCAUGAUUAUAUAGACAAACUUUCAAUAGCCGAAGAAAAAGAAGAAGAUUUGUUAGAUUUAGCACCUUUUUUGAAAGAAAAUUCAAGAUUAGGUUGCCAAAUAAUACUAACAAAAGAUUUAGAUGGCAUAGAAUUGGAGCUACCACAAGCAACAAGGAAUUUCUAUGUAGAUGGUCAUACACCAACUCCACAUUAGUGUAUCUUUUGCUUUGUAUAUAAGUUAUACCAGUAACUAACAUCUGUACAUAUUUUGUUUAUACAAUUAGUAAAAUACGUGUAUUUUAUAAUAUAUAAAUCGAAUUUUACGUACUUUAAUGUUUUUAAUAAACAAUAAUAUAAGAAAACAUUAUAUUUUCAGAAAGUACUUUAAUAUAUUUCAUAAACUUUCAGAGCAACAAACUUGAUUUAUAUGACAUUUCAUCAUGGUACAAUAUAUUUAUUUCUUAUACAUUUGGAUUAUGAUACAUAUCUUUAAUUACAAUGAUACAGGAUUUAAACAUUUAUGAUAUAAUGAAUCUGUGAAUUAAAAUCGUAAUCAUUAACCUUGCAGCAUUUACAUUAUCAGUGAAAAUACCCUAUAAGUUUUUUUGUUAACUGUUCACGCUUGAGCGCUGCCAAUAAUGUGGUACACAUUUUGUACUCUUGGCAGGCACCUUUAUGUAUUUUCUCAGUUUGACUAUUUUCACAAUAGCUUUGUGUAUACAUAUUUUUUAAAUGUGCAUAAGUUUCCACGUUCAUCAGUUCGUAUACGCGUACGCAACUUGCAUGUUGAUUUAUGCAUAUACAUCUGUCUCUGUGUCGAUAAUUAUUAUCAUCAAAAUUGUCAUAAUUAUUAUCGUACAAACUACAUUCAUUGAUCACUAUAAUUAUAGACACGUUAUAACAUCUCAAAUCAAUCACACCCUGCACUCAUACUUGGUAAUUAAAAGAAUUUAAAUAGAAACACAUUCAUUCUGCCAUACAAUGUUGUACAAAACUACACUUGCGAAGAUGAUUACAUGUGUAUUUCUCAUUUGGUAUGAGUCAUCACAACAGACUUAUUGAAAAAAUAACUUUUGUACUUAUUUGUAAUUAAGAAAAGAUCAUGAUAUUUAAUCAAAUAUCAUACAAAUAGAAACUGCAAUUAAAAUUAUCAAUGGAAUACUUUAAAUCGACAAAGAUGAUUUGUUUAAUAUCGAAAUUAAACUAUUAAUUUCUAUGGCGGUAAACAAGUUAAUAUUUACAUAGUUGACAAAUUUAAAGUUUUAUAAAUCUUCAUAGAAUUUUUGUAAUAAAAAUAUUUCUUGAUUCGCAUCAAGUGUACAAUGUAUGUUUAUUGAAUUGUACAUUACAUGUAUAGCGAGUCCAAUUAUAUAAUUUUUGCGCAAUGUACCCCUAAGCUCAUUCAAUAAAAGUGCAAAUAUAAUCAUUAUCAAAAUGAAAGUCUAAUUAAUAUUGUUCUGUUGAAAGCAAUUUUAUAACUCAGUGUAUCUCAUAUAUCCAUUGAAUAUACUGGCAUUCGUUUUUUAAUCUAGUAAAACAUUGCAUUCUCUAUGAUAUACUAAAAAUCACUUAUAGAAACUGAAGUUCUGUUAAAUUAAUUACAGUUAAAAAUAUAGAAAAUAAAUGUAGCUGUAAAAAUAACAUUAUAUUCACAUUACUCUCCUAACAUAAAAAAUAGUGUGACAUACCUGUGUGUACAUAUAAAUACUGUAUUACCUGUUGAAUAUAUAAAUUGUAAAAAAAGAAUAUAGUAUUGGAUAUAAUAAUAUUUAUCUAAAAAAAAGCCAUCGCAUCUUUAUUUUGUGCAAAUUUCAUAGAGUAUUAUUUAUAAUUGAUCUGAAAAUGAACAAAUAUAAAUAUAUGUAUAUUUAGAUUGUAAAAGACAAAAUCUUUU
This is a messenger RNA of Hylaeus volcanicus, 2381 nucleotides long. It is a transcript of the gene Fdx1, whose product is annotated as adrenodoxin-like protein 1, mitochondrial. The record is from RefSeq and is a predicted model, not a curated record. The transcript has 4 exons. Gene Ontology annotation, biological process: P450-containing electron transport chain; positive regulation of oxidoreductase activity. NCBI's taxonomy places the organism in Eukaryota, Metazoa, Arthropoda, Insecta, Hymenoptera, Colletidae. Gene Ontology annotation, molecular function: 2 iron, 2 sulfur cluster binding. Gene Ontology annotation, cellular component: mitochondrion. Bases 189 to 701 code for a protein of 170 amino acids.